AUGAAUCUUCCGAAGGCAGAGUUUGCGUUCCUUUCUGCCUGCCAUACCGCCGAACAGUCUCACGAAGUUGUGCAGGACGAAGUGCUUCAUCUAGCUGCAGCAAUGCAGUUCUCCGGUUUUCGAAGCGUGAUUGGGUCGAUGUGGGAGCUGCUUGACAAGGACGGGCCUUUUUUUGCGAAGACGGUUUAUGAAUACAUGUUGAACUGUGACGAGGGCGAAGCGAAGUAUAAGCGGGCGGCUGCUGGGCUUCGUAAAGCAGCUAUAGAGCUGAAAGAACGGGCUGACAUUCAGACUGAGAGAUGGGUCAACUUGAUUCACAUAGAAUCUGUUAUAACAUCGACUUGCACGGAAAGCAUAAUAUUGCAUACUGGCUUCAUUCGCAUAGUAGAGAACGAGGUUAUGCAGCCCUCCUUGGGCAUGUUCCCAAUUACUGAUCAUGAAAUCAAGGAUGACUUCAAGUACUCUGUGUUGUCUGUAUCAAAGGACAAAGCUUGA
Fomitiporia mediterranea MF3/22 is the source of this 495-nucleotide messenger RNA. RefSeq lists its product as uncharacterized. Bases 1 to 495 code for a protein of 164 amino acids. The transcript has 2 exons. NCBI's taxonomy places the organism in Eukaryota, Fungi, Basidiomycota, Agaricomycetes, Hymenochaetales, Hymenochaetaceae. The record is from RefSeq and is a predicted model, not a curated record.